CCUGCACAGAUCCAGGAGCGGAACAGCAAGAUUCAUCGUGAUGUUGUCUCGAGUCGCUGCGGUGAUUGUGUUGUGCCUGGGAUGUGUAACAGCUGCUCCAGGGCCCAAGGACGACAGCCUGAACCACUAUAUGGAUCUGGUGAUGGACAACGUUCAAGUCCUCAUCAUUGAGAACGGCUUCGACCCAACACCUUUGCCCAACGCUUCCGUGGGCUUCAGUGAUGUGGUGCUGGGAGUGACGUGGCACGGCGAGGCUGACAUGUAUAAUGGUUGGCUACGAGGUCUCGCCACCAUCCACCGCUCAGGCGACGCUGAGUUCCUGCGAGACGGAAACGACGUCGUCAACGGUAUAUCUGCUACUCUGAGCGUCGGGGAGAUGAAGGGCCACUAUGUCUUAUUGGCGCAGUUCAUGGACCUGGGGCCCAUCGCUGACCUGGUGAUGGACAUUAACGGUGCCGAUAUCUACUUCGAGGCCUCCCUUGACCGCUCCAGGUGUCGUUUCCACGUCACUAUUAUGGAAGUUACCCAUAUCGGAAGCAUCAGCGUCGACAUCACUGGACUGGGACUUCUGGAUUGGAUCGUGGAAAUAGUUGUUGACUUCGUAGUUAACCUCGUGAGGUCCUUCAUCAAAGACAUCAUUGAGGGGGUCGUGCAGGAUCUCACCAACGAGGUCCUGGACGACAUUGACUUGAGUAUACUGGGUCCCAUCAUUGGCUGUGACCGAGCUAACCCCUUCAUACAACCUGGCCGUCCAGUUGUUUCAUGAGGCGUCUUAGGCCCACUCUGACGUCAUCUUGGGCUUUCUGCAAAGUCGUGAUGAAUGUGAGGUCACCUUGUGCCCAUUGCGAUGUUAUUUACUGCCUACUAUGAAAAGUAGAUGCAUUGAAGCUGACAGUAAAGUCUAGGAAAUAA
Molecule: messenger RNA, 912 nt
Organism: Cherax quadricarinatus
Lineage: Eukaryota; Metazoa; Arthropoda; Malacostraca; Decapoda; Parastacidae
Source: RefSeq, a predicted model, not a curated record